UAUCAAAGAGUUUUAGGCACCCAUUUCAAGUUUAGUUGGUGCCUUCUCGCAGCUGAAUUAAACUAUUGUCCAUGUUUAUCUGUCUGCUUAUCUGUUUUUAGUUGGUGGGUGCUGAGCUUAUAUCCACACCUUUUGAUUAUGGCAAAAUCCUAGUUGGUUUUUUAUAACAUCUCUUUUAGUCCUAAAGGAAUGAAACUACUAACAUGACCUUCCCCUAGAACUGCUCUCUCUCUCUCUCUCUCUCCCUCUCUCUCUCUUUCUCUCUCAAAGAUUUCAAUAUUUUAAUCUUGUCUUUUAUCCCUGUAAGUUGUCAACUACAAGUCUACCAACCCAACAAGUCAACCAACAAACUUACUUCCUAAAGUUUGGUGGGAAGAAGAAACUACAGGCAUGCACAUAAACUUAAAUUUGCCCCUGGAUGUUUCAAAUCUGUCUAUCACAGUUUUUCCUAAAAUUCUUUCAUUCCCAGUUCUUUAGCUUCUUGUUUUUGUGCUGCCUCUAAUCUUUGAAGAAACAUGGACAAUCAUCGUCACCAGAAACCGGCCAAAAUCUCUCCACUAGAAUCCGAAGAAGUCAGCAGCACUAGGUGGCAGUUUAUAACUAUGACAGCACAAGAGGAAGAUCUUAUCCAUAGAAUGCAUAAGCUGAUUGGAGAUAGGUGGGAUCUCAUAGCAGGCAGAAUUCCGGGGCGAAAACCAGAAGAAAUAGAGAGGUAUUGGAUAAUGACUCACCUUGAAGGGUUUGGAAAAAGAAGAAGAGGAUGAGAGAGACAGAGAGAUACAGGCAAUGAGGGUUCAGUCAAUAAGUCCUCAAAGACUUCUGAUGGGUUCUCUACUUCAUCGUUUGUGGUCUCCCUGAAGAUAACAAUCUCCCUAAUAGCUUUAGUGUAUUACAAGUACCCUUUCUAAGAACACAUGGUAUGGAACAGAGCUAUCUUUUAUCAAUCAAAUAACACAGUAUAAUUUAUGAUUCCAAAUCAAAAACUAAAGCAAAGAGCAAAGACUAUUCAGUU
Molecule: messenger RNA, 1012 nt
Organism: Cucumis sativus (cucumber)
Lineage: Eukaryota; Viridiplantae; Streptophyta; Magnoliopsida; Cucurbitales; Cucurbitaceae
Gene: TRY
Product: transcription factor TRY
Exons: 3
Coding region: 516-764 (82 amino acids)
Biological process (GO): cell differentiation
Cellular component (GO): nucleus
Molecular function (GO): transcription cis-regulatory region binding
Source: RefSeq, a predicted model, not a curated record